CAACCGGAGUGUUGUGAUUUCCGAGCUUGCAGCGGGUCCGUGAAGGCGGCAGCAGCCAGCCCCUCCGAGCAGCGGCAGUCAGCUGCGUGUUUACUUGCUUUGUCAGCGGUGUCCCCGCAGCACUUAUCUCAUGUCCCUCACCUGCUGCUGAUCAAACCUUGGACUUUUGUCUCCGCUGCGACUUAUCGCCUCGUCAGGACUCUUAUCAGCCGCCUCCUCUGCGUCUUGUCCGGCCUCUUUGCGGACCUUGAUCGGGGGGCACGUCGGGUUCACAGGGCUUUUUUUUUUUUUUUUUUUUUUUUUUUUUUCUAGCUUAACAGAAAGAUGACGUUAAAAUCCAAUAAAAACGAACCUGCUGUCAUACUGGAGCCGGUGAGCAGCGUCCGGACAGCCCUCUCCGAUCUCUACCUGGAGCAGCUCCUUCAAAACAAACCAAAGUCUGACAAGCAGGCGGCUAUGCAAACCUAUGAGAAUAAAGGAGCCGAGGUUUACACCAAUGGUAGUGCUCGACUCAUGAACGGCACAGAGCUGACCAGGAUGAAGGAAGUAGCGUUUGAAAAGAACCCCUCUGAGCCAAUGGGCGUCACUCUGAAAGUGAACGACAAACAACGGUGCACAGUGGCCAGAAUACUGCACGGGGGGAUGAUCCACAGACAAGGGUCUUUACACGAAGGCGAUGAAAUAGCAGAAAUCAACGGCAAAAGUGUGACGAACCAAACUGUGGAUCAGCUACAGAAGAUUCUGAAAGAAACCAACGGAGUCGUCACAAUGAAGAUCAUCCCCAACGUGCAGAGCCGGUCCCGAGCCUGUGAGAUGUACAUGAGGGCCCAGUUUGACUACGACCCGGCCAAGGACGACCUCAUCCCGUGCAAAGAAGCCGGUCUGAAGUUCCAAAACGGCGACAUCAUUCAGAUCAUCAACAAGCAGGAUCCCAACUGGUGGCAGGGCAGAGUGGAGAGCAACGCCGCCGACUUCGCUGGACUGAUACCUUCACCGGAGCUCCAAGAAUGGAGGGUGGCCAGUAAAAGCAAGGCCAGGGAGGGCAGCCAGUCCUGCAGCCCGUUCGGGAAGAAGAAGAAGUGCAAAGACAAGUACCUGGCUAAGCACAGCUCCAUUUUUGACCAGCUGGAUGUGAUUUCGUACGAGGAAGUUGUUCAGCUCCCUGCUUUUAAAAGGAAAACACUGGUGCUUAUCGGUGCACCUGGUGUGGGAAGGAGCCACAUCAAAAAUUCCCUGUUGACAAAAUACCCAGAGAAGUUUUCCUACCCUGCACCACACACCACCAGACCCCAGCGUAAGGACGAGGAGAACGGUCAGGAAUAUUACUUCAUCUCCAACGAAGCCAUGACCAAGAGCAUCUCCGGGAACGAGCUGCUGGAGUACGGCAGCUUCCAGGGAUUUAUGUUUGGCACCAAAAUCGAAACCAUCCAGAAGAUCCACGAGCAGGGAAAGAUCUCUCUGCUGGACGUAGAACCACAGACCUUGAAACUCUUGCGGACUGCUGAUUUUGCACCUCUGGUGGUGUUCAUCGCCCCGACCAACACGGCUCCCCAGACGGAAAACCUGCAGAUGAUCCAGAAGGAGUCUGACGCCAUUUUGACCACAUAUAGACACUUCUUUGAUGUGGUUCUCGUCAACAACGACGUGGAUGAAAGUGUUAAAGGUGUGGAGGAGGCCAUAGAGCGCGCCACCUCCACCCCACAGUGGGUGCCUGUAUCAUGGGUGUACUGAGAGAUGUCUGACACCAGUAUGAUACCGUUUGUUUUUUUUCUCUUGGAAAGCAGUGCAAUAUCACUCUUUACACGAAACCUCUGAGUUAGCCAUGUCCCAGAUAUGUGUGUGUGGGUUUUAUUUUUCAGUCACUGUUAAUUGUCACAGAGAUUUUCUGCACAAAUGCAUCCAAAAAAACCAACAAGCAAUAUGUUGAAAGCUUUAUUUCAGACAGUCCAGAACCUCACCAGGGAUGUUUCAUCACGUGGUUGUUUAGACAUUUGUGCUUGAGGCUUUUUGAAGGGUUAAGUUUUGGUGCCGCUCACGUUUGCGAUUGUUGGAAUGUUUAGAAAAUGCAAAACAGGACCACAACUGUGAAUGAAAUCCACUUUUUUUUUGAAAAACGUUGAUUCUGAAUUCUGUUUUCUCCGCUCUCGUUAGAUUGUCCCAUGAAAUAGAGAUUCUGUUGUGUUCAUGCAGUGUGUGCGUAACAUCGAUGACGUCCUCUACACGAACCCUUUUAAUGUUGACAACCUCGCGUGUCUCCUUUUAUCAAAAUUGUAUACCUCAUGGGGUACUGUAAAGGCACUUUCAAACAAAGAAAUAAAUUUCCCAGCUCUGUUA
Messenger RNA from Stegastes partitus (bicolor damselfish), 2334 nucleotides. It is a transcript of the gene mpp1, whose product is annotated as MAGUK p55 scaffold protein 1. Gene Ontology annotation, molecular function: protein binding. The transcript has 12 exons. Lineage: Eukaryota; Metazoa; Chordata; Actinopteri; Pomacentridae. The record is from RefSeq and is a predicted model, not a curated record. The coding region runs from base 325 to 1731 and encodes 468 amino acids.